Molecule: messenger RNA, 1037 nt
Organism: Dromiciops gliroides (monito del monte)
Lineage: Eukaryota; Metazoa; Chordata; Mammalia; Microbiotheria; Microbiotheriidae
Gene: AQP1
Product: aquaporin 1 (Colton blood group)
Exons: 4
Coding region: 196-1011 (271 amino acids)
Biological process (GO): carbon dioxide transmembrane transport; renal water transport; hyperosmotic response
Cellular component (GO): membrane
Molecular function (GO): water channel activity; ammonium channel activity; carbon dioxide transmembrane transporter activity
Source: RefSeq, a predicted model, not a curated record
UGUGCUACACCCUCUCCCUCCUCCUCCUCCUCCCCCUGCCCGCCCCCCAAGGGCCCUAUAAAUAUCCCCAGAAGGCGGGCUGCUCUCCAGAGCUCUCUGCUCAGGCUCUGAGGCAAGGACGGUGUGCCAAGCGGCUGUGGCCACUGAGGCAGGGCAGGGCAGGACCGAGCAGGACAGGUGGUCGUCACGGGCACCAUGGCCAGCGAGCUUAAGAAGAAGAUUUUUUGGAGGGCAGUGGUGGCCGAGUUCUUGGCCAUGAUCCUCUUCGUGUUCAUCAGUAUUGGAUCGGCCCUGGGCUACAACUACCCGGUGGAGGGCAACAAGACCUCCGGGGCCAUCCAGGACAACGUGAAGGUCUCCUUGGCUUUCGGCCUCAGCAUCGCCACGCUGGCACAGAGCGUGGGCCACAUCAGCGGUGCCCACCUCAACCCGGCCGUCACCCUGGGCCUCCUGCUCAGCUGCCAGAUCAGCAUCCUUCGGGCACUCCUGUACAUCAUCGCUCAGUCUGUGGGGGCUAUUGUGGCCACGGCAAUCCUCUCGGGCAUCACCUCCGGUCUCCCUGGCAACACCCUGGGGCUCAAUGGGCUCGCCAAGGGAGUCAAUUCAGGCCAGGGGCUGGGCAUCGAGAUCAUUGGCACCUUGCAGCUGGUGUUGUGUGUACUGGCCACCACGGAUCGCAGGCGUCACGACAUCACCGGCUCUGCUCCGCUGGCGAUCGGCCUCUCGGUCGCCCUGGGUCACCUCCUCGCGAUUGAUUACACCGGCUGCGGCAUCAACCCCGCUCGGUCCUUCGGCUCAGCGGUCAUCGCCAACAACUUUGAGCACCACUGGAUUUUCUGGGUGGGGCCCUUCAUUGGGGGUGCCCUGGCUGCGCUCAUCUACGACUUCAUCCUGGCCCCUCGCAGCAGCGAGCUCACCGACCGCAUGAAGGUGUGGACCAGCGGGCAGGUGGAGGAAUAUGAUCUGGAUGCUGAGGACCUGAACUCCAGGGUGGAGAUGAAGCCCAAGUAGAGGCAGCCUGCGCAGAGUGGGGGAGG